CGUCACCUCAUGACUUUCUAUUAUUCUUAUCUUGAAAUAUUUGUGUCUUUUUAAACAAAACUUUAGUAUGAGAUAGUGUCUUCAAACAUGAUACGGUAUAUUUUACUCGCUGCAUCUUCUAUCGCAUUAGUGCGGGCAAUUUCAUGGCAGGAUUGUUCAACUACACGCUCGACGGAUGCCGUGACCUUCACAAAACUAGAAGCUUCUCCCACAAAAAUAACAUUUCCGGGUGACCUUCACCUCAACCUCAGUCUGACAUUUAAACGCCCUCUUGAUCAUGCAUAUCUGGACAUUGACAUCUACCGAAUGAUAUUUGGAUUUCCACUGAAGGUUCCGUGCUUGAAUGGUACCAUUGUAGGCUCGUGUAGAAACAUUGAUGCAUGUAGAAUAUUUAGAAGCAUCUUGAAUGAUCCAAACCACCAGGACGACUAUGGGCACCAGGCCGAGUCUAUAAUGCUACACGCCCUAGGUCACUACAUGCAAUGUCCUCUACAAGCAGAAACAGUGCUGGUUGAAAAUGCAGUAGCACAUCUUGACCCGAUUCCAGCGAUAGUUGGAUUUUUAGCCGACGGAAACUACAUGAUAACAGCCCGUGCUAAACAAAAGGUUGAUGGUCCCUAUGAUAUUGGCUGUAUCAAGUUGAAUGUAACAAUAGGACUAGGACCUGUUGACGCCGGUGCUAUUGUGGGAUAAGUGAUGUAGGAUUACUCGUUUGAAUCAUUAUAGAAAUCUUGGGAUUUCUAUUUUGCAGUUUACCUCAGCUGUUCAGAAUAAAAGUUUUAUAUUUUGAAAUUUAAUGAAUCGUAUUGUAUUCAUCAUUGUAUAAAAACAAACAUGAAAAAUAAAUUAUUCAAGCAUUU
Messenger RNA from Ruditapes philippinarum (Manila clam), 860 nucleotides. RefSeq lists its product as uncharacterized. The record is from RefSeq and is a predicted model, not a curated record. Gene Ontology annotation, biological process: lipid transport; ganglioside catabolic process. Gene Ontology annotation, molecular function: lipid carrier activity; enzyme activator activity. Gene Ontology annotation, cellular component: cytoplasmic side of plasma membrane. NCBI's taxonomy places the organism in Eukaryota, Metazoa, Mollusca, Bivalvia, Venerida, Veneridae. The transcript is spliced from 4 exons. Bases 88 to 693 code for a protein of 201 amino acids.